AUGAUUGAUGGAAUGGCACUGGUAGGGGGCUGUGAACCUCUUCAGAGCUACCUACAUAAGCGGUUACCAGAGAAUUUGAACAGCGAAGCAGCUCUAGGAACCGUAGGAGAUGUGGCUCAGUGUGUCGAGUGGCUGCGUUCUACAUUUUUAUAUGUGCGCUCUGCUCGAGAUCCUAAGAGAUAUCUCGGCUUACCACAAAAUUCACCACAGCAUCUAAUUUCUAAGAAAAUUGAAGAGUUGUGCGUAAAAGCAAUGAACGGCUUAGCUUCUUCAGGCCUCAUAACCAUGGACGAAGCUAGUUGUAUAGAAUCUACUGAAGCUGGACGCCUAAUGUCUAUUUUUUAUUUGGAUGUAGAAACUAUGAAGCUAUUGAUGAGGAUUGAAGGCACAGAAUCAUUAGAAGGUCUUCUAGCAAUAAUAUGCGAGAGCCAUGAACUGUCCGAUAUGCACUUACGAAUAGACGAACGACGAUGCCUAAAUGCGCUGAAUAGAAAUCACUCUGCAGCCACUAUACGUUUCCCUAUGAAAGGGAAGAUUAGUACCAGGCAAAUGAAGCUUAAUUGUGUAAUUCAAGCUGUUCUCGGAUGUCUUGCAAUCCCUGACCCAUCACUAAACCAGGAGGCUAUGAAAAUUAUGAGGAUAGCGGAUAGAGUUUGUAAAUGUUUAGUAGCAUACGUGACCCGUCCAGAUUUAGUAUGUCGUCAACCGAAAUUUUAUUCAGUUGUGCUCAACUCUAUUGUACUUGCUAAAUGUAUAGCAGCACAUCUUUGGGAGAACUCUCCGUUUGUGAGCAAACAAUUGAAGGGCAUUGGUCCUACAUUUAGCAUGCUUUUAGCCACAGCUGGCAAAGUCAAUUUUAUGUUGCUUGAAGAAAGUCAUCCAAGAGAUCUAGAACGGAUAAUGAACAAAGGUCCACCAGCGGUUGGCCUUGACGUGCAAUCAGAGUAUAUAUUUAAAGAUUUGAACAAAUUCUUUGGGCCACCUAAUGCAAACUACACAAUUAAUGAGAUAUUUAUGAAUGAUACGGUAGAAAAAGAAAAUGAGUCACUUAGAAAACGCAAAAGAAAUAAUAGUACGGACGCCGAUAAAAAUCAGUCUAAGGGAAAGAAAAAAAGAGAAAACGCUGUCAUAAAGAACUUUGAAUACUUAAAAAAAAAGUUUGAAACUGAAUCUCAAGUCAUUAAAGAAAAUUGUAAUUUGAAUUCUAAGAAUAAUGAAGGUGUAACCCAUAAUGACAUUCUAAGCACAGAAAUUGUAAGCCAGAAUAAAAUAAAUGCUGAAUACAAUAACAUAAGCAAAGAUAUGAAUUUAGUUUUGGAUAUUGACAGUGAUAAUUUUAUAGAUAAUGAUGAAAAAAUUAAUAAUAUAAUAACUGAAAUUGAAAAUGAAAUGUCUAAAAGGAAAAUUUACAAAAAAAAAUCAAAUUUAAAACAUCUUGCUAAUAUUUCAGAGACUGAAAAUUCUCAACACUCAUCGGCAUUUAAGUGCGAACCAAUUAAUAAAAUACCUUAUCAGCAUAAACUUAAAACCCGAAAGGCAUUACCUGCUAAAUCAAAUUACACUUUUAUUGAUAUGUUAGAAAAAAACGUGAGCGAUGACAAUGAUGAAACUGUAGAAACUAGUAGCUAUCAUGGAUUUUCGGAUACCGUUAAGAGUUAUAUUAAUAAGUUUAUACUAAAAACAGAAUCUGAAACUAAAAUACAUGAUACUAAUUUGCCGUCAUUAUUAGUGAACGAAGAUAAGGCUGUAUCAGAUAAAAAAGAAUAUUCAAAUGAAAUUGAAAUUGCUGUAUCUAACAGCGUGAAUAACUUAUCUACACAAAAACUUUAUCCUCAUUAUGAAAUUAAAGAAAUAUUAGAUGGACAAAAAAACAUUAAAGAGUCUGAAGUAAACUCAAGUCCUCAGAAAUUAGUCAUGAAAGUUCCAUCAAAUAUUGGCACUGGUUAUAAUACAACUCGGCAAAUUGCUGAUGUACUAAGUCCUGUACUCGUGCAAUCAGACGCCGUAAACAUAAGAAAUAUUUAUCAUAAUAACCAAAAUAACUCAAAUAUAUCACGCGUUUUAAAUGAAACUUUCCAAAAGCCUAAUAAUUUACACGAUGCAUAUGAAUCAAACUCUGAUAACAUUCAUGUUGACUAUAAUAAAAAUGAAGCAGAGACAAACAGAGAUAAUAUUACUUUAUUAGACAAAGAAAUGGUUUUACCCACUAAGAGGGAUAGCGUGAAAAUUGAAGAAAUACCAAGUGACAUUUUGCCAUUCAAACGAAAAAGUACUAACACGACUGAUAUCAGUCCCAAAAAAAUAUCAAUUAUAGAAGGCUAUAAUCUCAGUGUAAUGCCUGUUACUUAUGAACCUUAUGAAUUUACUCUAAUUGAUUCGACUGGUGGAAAAACCAUACAACAAAACAGUCAAGGCAUAGAGGAGGUAUCAGAUAAACGUUGUCAUGAAAGUUACGAGUUCAAUAAGACCCUUUCAUUGAUGACUGAUGAUUACAAAAGUGCUAUAAUACCAAAACAUUUGACUUAUUUGGACAGAUGCCAAAUAAUAAAUGCGACAACAGUAUCAAACAAUAAUGACCAACAAAUUAUCUCUGAACCAGUUUGUACCAAUAAUUACGAUCAUCCUAAGUUAUUGAACUAUUGCUCAAGUAACGAGUAUUGCAAUAGGAACAGAAAUGAAUAUGUGAAGAAGUAUUAUUUAUCAACGAGACAAAUUGAUAUAGGGACAACAGAAAUUGCCGACUGUAAUAUCCAAAUAAUAAAGGAAAUUAAAAUGGAUUUAAAAAUUACGGCAAUAGUUUCUGCUAGUCGGUGUCAACAAAAUUAUAGUGCAGAGUCAGAUCUCAUAAAAUCAGACAAUAUUAAGAAACUCGAAAAUAAUCCACCUCCAAUGUCAACCCAUGAUAAUGUACAAAACGGCAGUGAUGAUAACCAAUGUACAAUCCAGUGUAUACAACCAGCAGUUAAUUGGGACUUACAAAAAAAAGACGAAAAAAAUAAAACAGGGCAUCAAGUACUUGUCUCCAGCAAUAGAGCUGCAGAACAUACAAAAAAUAUGUUUUAUGACGGAAGUUAUUCGAAUUGCAAAGAGAUGAAUAGUAUUCAAGGUAUUUCCGAAUAUUUACACCCUAACGUAAGAGAAAGUAUGGAACCUGUCAACACUGUUAACAACAAAAUAAACUACGACUCUGAUUAUCUUAAUAGUGUCAAGCAUUUGUCAGGAAUGGCUAUGAACGGGACGCAAGGGAAAGAAAAUAACAACAUAGUAAAUACUCCACCAAAUAAAGUCCAUAAUAUAUUACAAAAAUACAGUAAAAUCUUUGAAAAAGAAACUAAUAAAGAUCAACCACCAGUUUAUUCAGCACCAAAUAAAAAUACUACUAACAAAAGAACUCCACCAAAAUCGAAAAAACCAUUUAAAAUUAGUAAGAUUGAGGACCUCCAAGAGACCGUACCAGAAACAAUGAUUCACAGCCGUAAACAAAAUCAACAAAUAUCAAUGCCUACGAAACUAGUAAGCAAUGAAUUAAUUUGGAAAAAAAUUGAAGAAACUCAAUGUAAUAACAUUCAGUUCAAAGGGGAUUAUAUAAAUGAUUGGAGAUCGUAUGAAUCUAUAACUGAUAUAGAUUUAGAACCACUUAACAUACCCGCCGAAAUUAGUUUAGAACCAGAUAUAGAUCACAAUUUCGAUCAAUCAAUGUUUGAUCCAAAAACUCUUUUGCAGUUUACAUUUGAUACUGAUAGCAAGGAAAUUUAUACGCCACCUCCACAGUUUUGUGAUUUUAAUACAGAUUUACAAAAUCAUUAUGAUGCUGAGGAUCCAGACGUAACAAAUACUUCUAAACGAUUUGACGAAUCGCAGAUUGGAAUCCCUGUAGACACAGAAUUUAAUUGCGAUGAAAGUAUAUUUGAAGAUGGUUGUACCCCACAUUUAACACCUUCCAGAGAGAUUGAAACUUGGACGUUAGGUGAACCAGAGCGUUCGGAAGAACGAAACUUUUCUUUGUCAUUAAGUCCAGCAAAAUCUUUUACGGUUGAACUCACACCAUUCAAUUUAAAAGAAACUUGGUGCGUGCAGGAUCCUCGUCUUUGCCUGGUAACUGAAAAGCAAGCACUGACGACGACUCUGUACAGUUAG
Messenger RNA from Arctia plantaginis, 4137 nucleotides. Lineage: Eukaryota; Metazoa; Arthropoda; Insecta; Lepidoptera; Erebidae. The record is from the annotation of a GenBank genome assembly.